UUGACUGUUACAGAGUUUUCGUGGUAGAAUUCGUGGUAUUUAUGUCCUAAAUACUAACGAACUUUACAUGUACCUACAAGUUAUAUCACCCUGUGCGGAACCUUGGUAGGCUACAUGUAUACCGCUAUUAUUAUUAUCAGCUAUGGUCUGUUGGUAAUUACGCCCAAACAAAUAAUGCAAAUGAUGGUCAGAGAGUAUUAAUAAUAGAUGAUGACCAUACGCUGACCAGUACAGAAGAUGGAGUCGGAAUAAUACUUAAUUUUGCAAUAAUUACUAAAAUAGUGAGAUCAUAUGAUAAUAAUCCAGCAAAUAAACCUAAGUAUGAUAUGAUAUUGUUUUGAUUUUACCAGUGUGGAUGGUCUCCUCUGCACAUAGCAGUGCUGACAGCGAAUGCAGAUAUGGUGAAAGUAUUCCUGGACAGCGGGGCUGAAGUUGAUGCCGAGAACGAGGAUGGUAGAACCCCAUUAUGUCGGGCAGCAGAGGACAUCGUGAAGCUUCUCCUGGAGCGUGGAGCUGAUCCUAAUAUCACCAAUAAGUGGGGCAGAACACCAUUAUGUUGGGCAGCAGAGGAAGGCCAUGAAGACAUCGUGAAGCUUCUCCUGGAGCAUGGAGCUGAUCCUAAUAUCACCAAUAAGAAUGGCUCGGCUCCAUUACAUGGGGCAGCGUAUAAAGGGCAUGAAGACAUCGUGAAGCUUCUCCUGGAGCAUGGAGCUGAUCCUAAUAUCACGAAUAAGUGUGGCAGAACUCCUUUACAUGGGGCAGCAUUGUACGGCCAUAAAGACUCCGUGAAGCUUCUCCUGGAGCAUGGAGCUGAUCCUCAUAUCACCGAUGUGGUUUGUGGACACAUAAUAUUCUAUAGACAAAAUACCCUGAACUUGGUUGGUAACAUACAUGAUGAUGUUGAUGAUGCACAGAGAAACAGCUUAUGA
Lingula anatina is the source of this 929-nucleotide messenger RNA. RefSeq lists its product as uncharacterized. The record is from RefSeq and is a predicted model, not a curated record. NCBI's taxonomy places the organism in Eukaryota, Metazoa, Brachiopoda, Lingulata, Lingulida, Lingulidae. Gene Ontology annotation, molecular function: protein binding. Gene Ontology annotation, biological process: signal transduction.